AUGCGUGGCUAUGGAGAGUCUGAUAAACCUCAAGGCGUUGAAAAUUAUACUAGCGAAAUGAUAGUUGCUGAUUUAAUUGAGUUGAUAACUGAAUUGCUCAUUGGAAAGAAGAAUAAAAAAUGCAUUAUAAUCGCCCACGAUUGGGGAGGCAAUAUGGCAUGGAGUGUCGCUCAACAGAAACCAAAUCUUGUUGAUCGUUUAGUUCUCAUCAAUUCACCGCAUCCACUUGUUUGGCAUCAGCAAAUAGAAAGUUCUUGGAAACAGUUUACCAAGUCGUCUUACAUGUUUGUCCUCAAUGUGCCGUACUUGUCAGAAACCAUUCUGCGAGGCAAUGACUUUCAAUUUAUUGACACUUUUUUUGGAGAGUUUUAUGCUACAACUAAUCAAACAGACGUCUACAAACACUACUUUGCGCUACCAUACGGACUCACUGGACCACUCAACUACUAUAGAACUAUGCUUCGUGGUAUAGGAAAAUCAAAAAUUGUUUCUAAUCCGCAAAAAAUUCAACCUAAAACACUGAUUGUUUGGGGCCGUAAUGAUUCAGUCUUUAUUGACGAAUUGGCAGAAGAAAGCGCUAAAUAUUGCAAUCAAGUUACU
Rhagoletis zephyria (snowberry fruit fly) is the source of this 600-nucleotide messenger RNA. NCBI's taxonomy places the organism in Eukaryota, Metazoa, Arthropoda, Insecta, Diptera, Tephritidae. The record is from RefSeq and is a predicted model, not a curated record.